CCUCCAACCUACAUGAGCCCAGAGCAGGCGGAAGAGAUGCUUCACUAACAUACCAGACGAGACCUACUCUGUGACAAAAGGUACCUAAGGAGUUUAAAGACAUGAGGGGAUUUUUUCAAGUGUUAAGAAAGAAAAAAGAGCUGAUCCCACUGAUCAGUUUCAUGGCGUUUGCUGCAACAGGAGCCACUACGGCUUCCAUCUACUUUCUUCUCACCAAAUCUGACGUCAUUUUAAAUAAGACCUCCAAUCCAGAACCAUGGGAGAGAGUGGAUCCAACCAAGCCCCAAAAGCUUUUCACUAUCAAUCAGCAGUGGAAGCCAGUGGAGGAACUGGAGUUGGUGAAGCGUCUCACCAAAUAAAAAGUUGCCUGCCAACUUUUCACUCAUCAGUCCAACAGAAUCCUUUCUGCACAAACUAGGAUGCUUUGACACUUAGUGUGCGGAAACGCUUCUGCUACACUGGUGUUUUUUUGUCUGCUUAGUAGUUGGUAGUUGCACACCACGAGAGCAUCAAUCCACCUGCAGAAAUGUCUGCACACAGUAAAUAUGAAUGUUCGAUCAUAUCCAUAUAAUGUAUUAAUGAACUAUUUAUAAUCAAUGAAAUGUUGACUGCCUUCGUUCUUCCUCAUUAAAAUCCAGGGAUCAAACACACAUUGCACUGUCCACAAGGAUAUGCAUACAGGACUGUGGUGCAAAAAAAAAUGUAUAGGGCAGUGGUCCCCAAAGUUUUUGACUCAGCGGCCGCAUUGGGUUAAAAAAAAUUAUUAUAUAUAUAUAUAAUAUAAUUACCCAUUACCUCCCUGCUUGGCGCACAUCCUCUCACCACACCUAGUGUGUGUGACAAUCAUUGGUAAAAAGUAAAAGUAACAAAUAUAUAUAUAUAUAUAUUCCAAGCGUGUUGAUGUCACAUAUCGAGGGGAAAAUGCAUUUUUAGACAAUAUGAUUUGCCUGAGCGGCUAGGAGACACUGAAAGUAACAAGCGGUAGAAAAUGGAUUAGAAAGGACAGAUUUUAAAAAAUAAUAUUUAAUAAGUUGUUGUUUUUUAAACACCCCGCGUGCCGGAUUUUGGAUGCUGGCACGCGGGCCGUUGUUUGGAGACCCCUGAUAUAGGUAAAAAAUAUAUAGUUAAUUUCAAAAUUGCAACUUGAAAAACUAAUGGAAGUUAGAAAAAUUGUGUUUGGAUUUAACAUGUACUAUUACUGAGGUAAUUUGUUUGCUAAUAUUUUCUUCUAAUAGAACAAAAAAUAUUUAGAUUCCAGUUUCUUUGUAUCCUGAUUUUCUUUGUGACUAAUGUGCUCCACCUGUGUAAAAUCGCAUCAUUGUGCUGAUGCCUUGUAAGUAGUGAUUGUCACCAAAUUGAGUACUUUUAUAGGUACGAACCGAAUUCCGCUGGUACUAUUAGGUACUGAUUCAGGUCAAAUCAAACGGUACCAUAUUUCGAUACUUUUGUUGCCCAGGCACCGGCUCAAGCAUUUGGCAGGGAAACAAACACUUAAAUACUGAGAGCGGACACAGCUGGACUGUCUUUCGGUAAUUUUCCAUGCCAACAAGGCUACACUUGAAAUUAAAUUAAGACUGUACUUUUUAAAUAUGCACUAGCUUGAUGCUAAUUAUAAUUUAAUAUGAUAAUAAUUGGAUAUGCCAUAUACAUGUUAUCGAUUAGCAUUAACGAUUUCAAUACCUUCAAAUUUGGUAAUUGCAACUACAACUAAGACACAUUCCAAUCAAAUAGCUCAUGUGUAAUAAUUGCAAUACUUACAGUAUAAACUCUUUGUAGGACUCGACCAAAAAAUAGACUGUCACAUUCAAUCUAAUAGCAAAGACUACUGCCUGACUAAGGCAGCACUAGGUCGCCUAUACACUACUGCCAUCUAAUGUCUUGGAAUUGUAACUGUUUGCAAAGUUUGCUAAAUAAUACUUGCAAAUAAAACUCGGCAAUGUAAGAACGCAAAAUAUAUCAUCACAGUUAUCACAAUAAACUCACUGUUAAAUGUUAAAAAUAUAUUGUUUUUUUUAUUUGAAAAAGGUAAAUGUAUGAACACACACAAAAGUACUGAAAAUUGGUAGCGUACAGUAUGGAUUCAAAUGUGAAAGGUACCAUCCCUAGCAGUGAGUUAUCAUUAGUUUGUGUGGCUUCAUCGCCACUAAAAUACACUUAUUGUUUCAUUCUAAGAGCCCUGUUCUGUAAGUUGUAGUUCUUAACUUCUGUGAAAUAAUCAGCAAAAAAUUAGUUAAACUUUUGUAAUGGCAUCAAAACUCUUGCAAUGCGCUAUCGCUCAAAAUGUUUCUUUGGCCUGCCAUUUGGCUUCUUAUAUCCGAUAACCUUCAGGACCUUUUAAGAAACUGUCUUACUGCGUUCGAUCAUUCCAGCAAUGACACGUUGCAAGAGGCCUCGGUUGUGCAGUUGCACGGUCGAACUACAAUCAUCAAUCAGGAGAUCGUGACAGCGUGAACACCUAGCAAAUAAAGACAGAUUUUAGCAAAUAUUUAGACCAGUGAUUCUCAAAACUGCGGUACUGGUACGCCAAAGAAGUCUGUAAAUAUGUACUGUAUGUGGAGUGUCUUUGUAGAUAUUUGUGCACUGUGGAUAAAGUUACAGUGUCCAAAAUAUUAAAUAAAUUGUUAAAUAAAA
Nerophis ophidion (straightnose pipefish) is the source of this 2631-nucleotide messenger RNA. It is a transcript of the gene coxfa4l3, whose product is annotated as linkage group 02 C15orf48 homolog. The record is from RefSeq and is a predicted model, not a curated record. The coding region runs from base 102 to 359 and encodes 85 amino acids. Lineage: Eukaryota; Metazoa; Chordata; Actinopteri; Syngnathiformes; Syngnathidae. The transcript has 5 exons.